This is a messenger RNA of Bombyx mandarina (wild silkworm), 4311 nucleotides long. RefSeq lists its product as uncharacterized. The record is from RefSeq and is a predicted model, not a curated record. NCBI's taxonomy places the organism in Eukaryota, Metazoa, Arthropoda, Insecta, Lepidoptera, Bombycidae. Gene Ontology annotation, biological process: regulation of transcription by RNA polymerase II. Gene Ontology annotation, molecular function: DNA-binding transcription factor activity, RNA polymerase II-specific; RNA polymerase II transcription regulatory region sequence-specific DNA binding. Gene Ontology annotation, cellular component: nucleus.
UUAUAUCAUUCUUCGAAGUCAUAAAUUUAACAAAAGUUGAUGUCUCCAAUAAGCAAUAAUAAAAAAAACAAUCUCAAUAUUGCAAUUAAGUAGAAUCGACGACUAAAUGUAUCUAAAUAUCGGUCGGGAUAUUCAUUCGAUUCUGAAUGCGUUGAUGUCGGAAUAUUGCAAUGGCCGAAAAAAGUGCAAUGAACUCUCUGAUGGAAGUGGAGCAUUUUAAUUCCUCGUCCGUGGACGUGGGCAUCAAGAAGGAGGUUGUAGUGAAGCCGGAACCUUGUGAGUGUCUCGUGUGCGUAACUCGCAGUCAGGACUGCUAUGAUAUAUACACAACAAACACGACAGCGUCGGGCACGAGCCUUCUUACAUUCUUGGCUAAAUUCACUCAGACGGAUAUCACUGACGCAGUAAAGUCCUCCAAACACGUUUGCAAGAAUUGCCUAGACCUAAUCAACAUUUUAGAUCAGGCUGAAAUAGAAUAUGUUAAGCUAAAAGAGGCAUUUGAAGCAAUAAUAAGUAAAAACCCUCUAUUUGUGUCAUCAAAUGUGCCUUUAAAAUUAACUACUGUAAAGGCUGAGUACAAUGAUGAUGAAGAUGAUGAUGAUGAUGAUGAUGACGAUGAUGUGUCGGUACAUUUUAAUAAUUUAGAAGAGGAUUCUGAAGAUGAGCCAUUAGUAAAGUGUAAGAGGAAAAGAAAAGUCCAGGUUAAGAAAAAUUGUACAACUGCUAAACAUACACCUAAUAGCAAAAAAUUUGAGGGAAGCUGGAAAUGUGAAUUAUGCGGUGAGACUGGAGAUAAAGGUGGUACUAAUGCUGAAGAAGCUCACAGAUUAUCAGUACACUCUGGUAUGAAUUCAGGGAAUAAUGGAGCUUUUAAUGAUGUCAAGACUGAAGAUUCAGCUGAUGGUUCAGAAAGUCCAUUUAAAUACACAUUUAAGGAAUCGCUCCUCUUGGCGCUUGGUAAUCUGGAUGAAUCUAGUAAAGGAGAUGAAAAAAUAAAAAAGAAAAAAACUAAAGCAACACGGAAGAAAAAGAAAGUAUUAAAAGACACAAAAACGAAAGUAAUGCAUCAGUGUGAUCAGUGUACUAACAGGUAUACUUCCUUAGUACGUUUGGAGCGUCACAAACAAAUUAAACAUGAAGGUUCGAAGCCUCCUUACAUCUGUGAGAUAUGUGGCGCGCACUACAAACACAAGCGAGCCUGCGACAUACACAUAGCUCUACACAAGGGUAUAAGCGAUUGGAAAUGUGAAGAGUGCAAUAAACUGUUUCCUUCAAAGAAUGCACUCCAGAGGCAUAACAACAUCCACACGGGGAAGCUCAACUAUCAGUGCGACCUGUGCGGCAAGUCCUUCAUCCACACGUCGUCGUUCAAGAUGCACAAGCUCUCGCACUCCGGCGUGAAGCCGCACUCGUGCGACGUGUGCGGGCUGGCGCUCAUGACGCGCUCGCACCUCAAGCGACACAAGCGCGUGCACAGCGGCGAGAAGCGCCACGAGUGCGCGCUCUGCGGGAAGCGCUUCUCGGAGAGGUACAACCUCAUGGCGCACGCCAAAUCGCACCACGGGCCCGAGGCCCGCGCCGCCGAGCCGCCGCGCCCCGAGCGCCGCCGCCUCUUCCGCUGCCACUUCUGUCCCGAGAGAUACGAGAGACGGUACAUGCUGGAGCGGCACAUGCCGGCGGCGCACGGGCGCACGCUGGAGCGGCCGCCGCCCACGCCGCGGAACACCAUGAGCAAGAUGCUGAAGGCGCAGGCGCUCGGCAAGCGCGCCGCCCCGCCGGACAGCAACGACCCGGAGAGCAAGGAGGAGCGCAGCCCGCAGUCGCGCGGCGCCACCCCUGCCCCCCUGGCGGCCCCCUCGCCGGCCCUGCUGGCGGCGGCGACGUGGUCGGGCGCGUACGCCGCGGAGUUCGGCAUCCGGCCCGACUUCCCGCACUGACCCCCGCCGCGCCCCCCGCGCACCGCCCCCGACCCUCGCCGUGCGUCGCUGUGUUCGUUAUUUCCCUGAGUUCAACAUUUCUUUACAACAGUCGGCUCGGCCGUGCUGGGGAGGGGAGAGAGCGAGAGAGAUCUUCCGUCCCUUUUGCAAUAGAAAAGCUUCGGUUUUAAAUCGUGACCUUCACAUUCAACUGUGUCGCGCUCAAAGAAGCUUCAUAUCAAUAAAUACUUACUCAGAUUUCAUAACGUGGCAGUACAAUUGUGUCAUCAUAAAUAUUAUUUAUUAGAGCGGGCUUACUAAACAUUAAUAAAAUUAAUUUUUUUUAAUCCACCAAUAUUAUUCAAUCUACAUAUUAAUUAAUCAACUAUAUUAUAUUUGUGUAACAGAGAGUAACAAGUCACUGUUCGACAAUGAUUUGUGUGGCGUCAUGACAAAUUAACUGGUAUGGUACCAAAGCUUAGUGAAAACAUGAAAAAAGAAUGCACAGGCACUACCAGAAAUAUAAGAAAAAUUUUAAUCGGUCACUCCGAGAUAGCAGCACUCUCCCUUCGUGGAGACAUACCCCCUCCCCCCGCCCCGAGCCGGACUCACGCCCCCGCCCCCCGCCAGCCGGUCCCGGGCUCCGGGGUGGACAGGCGGCAACAACAUGACUAACAAUGACUAAUAUUCUUAUAUAAUUUCGCAGAGUUUAAAAACAAAAACAAAUUUUAAUCAAUCAAAACAGAUUGAAUUUUAUGAAGCAAUAUACUUAUAUGUAGAUAAUUAGGUAUAUAAAAAAACACUUAAAAUCUAUGUUUUUGUAUAUAUUAAUAAAAUUUUAGUUUAUUUAUUAGUUAAAACGUGUACAAUCAAUUUAGGUAAAUUCGAUUCUUUUGGGCGACACUGUCGUUUCGGACCGUAAGCCAUUUGACUUGUUUUUACUUAAGCGGUGACCGUCAGCGAGUAGAUCGAGCGGCAGCUGUCACUGUCAAUGUUCAUGUCACAUUGUCAUGACAGCACCUAACGUUCUCAGGCACGGACGUCACGCUUCACGAACGUGGUACGUGUAGAUGAACUACUCUAACUUGUAAUAUAAAAUAACUAGAUAAAUGUUUUAAAUGUAUGUAAUUAAUUAAGGAUUUUUAAUGUGAAUCCUAUUUUUGUACUAAAUACUCUACGUUUCUCUUACGUGUUAAAGGCCUAAGUGCAUGUGUGUGUGGCCAGUGCGGGCGCGUCGCUCGAGCGGAACAUAUGUCAAACAACCUUUUUUCGAAUGGACAAUAAAUACAUUUAGUUCCGUUAUUUAUUUUUGCACAAUAUAAUAGAGUUAGCUGUAAAAUGUAAACAGUAUGAAUAAUAAUGAAUUGCAACUAAAAUGAGUCUUCCAGAAUCACAGGUGAAAAGCCACAACAAAAACCGUAAAUGCAUUAACGAUUAGGGAAGCCCUCUCGGACACAUAACAUAGUGGCAAUCUUCACAACGUCCAAUGUCCACGAUUUGAUGUUUUAGAUUGAACAUAUUCAACUGAUAAAGAUAAAUUGUACAUAUCCAGAGAUAAGGUGGGGGAGACUCGUUUAAAUAUACUCUACGCUUUGUCAACAUUGUGAGGACGAAACUCAUGGAGGGAGGCCGUCAGACCCUCCGACCUCAGGAUAACGCUUUGUCAAACUUAGGAUCGUGAACUGCCAGCUCACAGCCGGCGUGCGGUAGGACGUAAACGGCAAUGAACAUGUUCGAACAUCGAUAUUAUCCUCAUGAAACCUGGGAGUGAUACUACACAAAACAAUUAAAAGCACGCAUCCCUACUGGCCAUAAUCAAUGCGUUGACAAUUAAAAAAAAAGUCAUUCACUAAAUAAAUACCUAAUACUUACUGUUUUAUAAAUAAGCAAUUGAGCGAUAGAUAAGUGCAGAGUGACUUGUGUAAGUCUUAAUUGUGAUUUUUUUUAUUUGUAUUAUAUCAAAACCGAUUUUCGUCUGGGAUUUUCGUUUGAGUGGUCAUUAACGUAGUGAUUCACUAAGUGGUCGGUAUGCACAAUAAUUUACGACAGUAGUGUUAUUUAAAGUACCUACAUUUUACCAGAAAAAAUGUGAGAAUGCUAAAUUCGAGAAAGAGUAGACGUCGAGACCCCGGAAAAAAGACAAAAAAGACAACACCGGAACUGCAAAGCGAUUUUGACAGAAUAGAUCCGGCCUUGUGUUUCUGACGAAAAGUAUACGUUCCGACAUUCUUUUAAUGUACUUAACUUAUAGUUUUUUUUAAUUGCUCUUAAAUCCGAUGUCAUGUGAAACCGCUCUUACUAAAAUGUAAUGUAAUAAAUAUAUAUAUGUUGAGAGAAAGAGAGAGAGAGAGAGAAACAGACAGAAGUACACAAAUUAUUGUUUAUAUAAAACUUG